Messenger RNA from Lolium perenne, 1283 nucleotides. RefSeq names its product probable xyloglucan endotransglucosylase/hydrolase protein 23. Lineage: Eukaryota; Viridiplantae; Streptophyta; Magnoliopsida; Poales; Poaceae. Gene Ontology annotation, biological process: cell wall biogenesis; xyloglucan metabolic process. Gene Ontology annotation, molecular function: hydrolase activity, hydrolyzing O-glycosyl compounds; xyloglucan:xyloglucosyl transferase activity. The record is from RefSeq and is a predicted model, not a curated record. Gene Ontology annotation, cellular component: apoplast; cell wall.
UUCGAAUCACACACAAGUACACAACACAAGCUUCGAUCGAGCUCUCUACACUCUACUCAUCUUCCUGGCCUCCUGGGUACACAACACAAGCUAGUUGGGUAGAGUAAGAUUUCGGAUCGAGCAGAGCACGCAAGUCAUGGCUCGCAUGGCGGUGUCGGUGCUGGCUAUCCUGCUGGUGUCUUGUGCCGUUGCGGCGGCGGCGAGCUUCGACAAGGAGUUCGACAUCACGUGGGGUGACGGCCGCGGCAAGAUCCUGAAUAAUGGGCAGCUCCUGACGCUGGGGCUGGACAAGAUCUCCGGCUCCGGGUUCCAGUCCAAGCACGAGUACCUCUUCGGAAAGAUCGACAUGCAGCUCAAGCUCGUCGCCGGCAACUCCGCCGGCACCGUCACCGCAUACUACCUGUCGUCGAUGGGGGCGACGCACGACGAGAUCGACUUCGAGUUCCUGGGCAACGAGACCGGCCAGCCCUACACGCUGCACACCAACGUGUUCACGCAGGGCCAGGGCCAGCGGGAGCAGCAGUUCCGCCUCUGGUUCGAUCCAACCAAGGACUUCCACACCUACUCAAUCCUCUGGAACCCCAAGCACAUCAUCUUCAUGGUGGACGACAUGCCGAUCAGGGACUUCCGCAACCUGGAGGGGAAGGGGAUCGCCUUCCCCAAGAACAAGCCCAUGCGCCUCUACUCCAGCCUCUGGAACGCCGACGACUGGGCCACGCAGGGCGGCCGCGUCAAGACGGACUGGUCCCACGCCCCAUUCUCCGCCUCCUACCGCGGCUUCAAGGCCGACGCCUGCGUCGUCGUCACCGGCGGAAAAACGCGCUGUGGCGCCUCCGUCGGCACGGAAGCCGCCCCUGGUACCGCCGGCGCCGGUGCCGGCGAGUGGUACAACCAGGAGCUGGACCUGACGCGGCAGCAGCGCAUGCGGUGGGUGCAGAGCAACUACAUGAUCUACAACUACUGCACCGAUCCCAAGCGCGUCGCCCAGGGCCUCCCCGCCGAGUGCUCCAUGUAGGUGACAGCAGGAGCGGACGGAGCGCCUAUACGUUGAUCGCCGGAGCAAGAUUUGGCCGGCCGGGGAUGAGGAAAAUGGGGGCGUCUGUAUAAAUAUCUGAAUAAAUAAGGAUAGGUGAUGGGAAAAUGUGUAAUUGUAGCCGCUGGUUCGUAGGGUCUUCUGUUUGUUGUUCGCCACGGUCAGCUCGUGUGUAUAUAUGUCUCCUCUCCUGUGUUCUUCAGUGUAAAGGUCGUUCUUGGAAACAGCGUAAUCUUUGUGGUUCCUUUCA